CCAGCGUGGAAUGCACGUCGUUCGGCAGGUCCAGGAAGUAAACUGUCCGGUUCGGCCAGUGGUUAACAGAAAUCUCCUACGGAGACAGGUUAUUUAAUUCGCAAUAAAUUUAAAACUGGCGACUUAAUUUUUUUUCUACGGGCUUUCCCGGAGACUUCUGCAGGGGCUCCCUCGCGUUACCUAGCAGCGAAUUCUCUGCGUCCCUUUUCACGGAGCGCAGGUGUCAAGCUGUCAGCUGUGGACUGCUAAAGGAAGCAAAGCCUCUUCCUUGAUCAUGGUAGAUGCUGCUCUGGCUCAGGUGGGAAAGAACCUGAGUGAAGCCAUGAGGAUCCUUGGAGAUGGACAGAUGGAGCCAGGCGCAGGAACGGAAAGCCGACGUUUCAGUAGAACCAGUAUCCCCGGACCUCUACAGGGAGAUGGCCAGGAUGUAACCACAAUACUGCACCUUGUUCACCACCUCAUCCAUGAAGAGGAAGAUGAAGAGGAUGAGAGGGACAAGGCCAGCCAGCCGAUCCAGAAUGUGGGGGAACAGGGUCACAUGGCCUUGCUGGGCCACAGUCUGGCAGCGUACAUCUCCGUGCUGGACAGAGAGCGGCUCCUGAAGCUAACCACUCGGAUUCUGUCUGACACCACGCUGUGGCUCUGCAGGAUCUUCAGGUAUGACAAUGGCUCCGCCUAUUUCCAUGAAGAUGACAGGGAUGGCCUUGUAAAGGUCUGUCGGCUUGCCAUCAACGCCCGUUAUGAGGAAUAUACAACUGAAGGCUAUGCUGUCUUAAGCUCCAGACAGCCAGUUAUCUACCAAAGCGCCUCCUGCAGGCCUGGCCUGGGACAACACCUAUGCAACCAGCUUGGCUUGCCUCUGUCCAGCCUGUGCACAGUGCCAUGUAACACCAUCUUUGGAUCCCAGCACCAAAUGGAUGUUGCCCUGUUGGACAAGUUGAUCAAAGAGGACACAGACGCUGGGAAGCUUCCUUUGCUGCUGAUCGCUAACGCAGGGACCCCUGAAGCAGGUCAUACAGACAAACUGAGUCGCCUUAAGGAGCUGUGUGACCAGCAUGGUAUAUGGCUUCAUGUGGAGGGGGUCAACCUUGCCACCCUGGCUCUGGCCCAGGUCACCUCUGCUGUCAUGGGAGCAACCAGAAGCGACAGCAUGACGCUGACACCUGGUCGCUGGCUCGGGCUGCCUGCAGUCACUGCUGUCACCCUCUACAGACACGAAGACCCGGCCCUGUCCCUGGCAGCUGGUCUGACCUCCAGCCAGCCUGUGGAGAAGCUGCGGGCGCUGCCUCUGUGGCUCUCUCUCCAGUACCUGGGCCACAACGGGAUUGUUCAGAAGAUCAGACACGCCGCAGCUUUGAGCCAGCACCUCCUGCUGAAGCUGAAAUCUGUGACCUGCAUCAGAACUUCGGUCGAAGAUGAACAAAACUCUCCUGUCGUGCUGUUUAAGUUUUCCCAGGAAUCGAAUGCUGGAGGCAGUGGGGGGUCUGUGGACGGUUUGUGUGCUGGAGAGAAGGAGGUGCUGGAUACCUUCAACGGAUGGAUGGGUGAGCAGCUUGCUCAGCUGAUUCCCUCUAGUGGAGUGGAUGUGGUGGAGCUGGAAGAUGAAGGGACCUGUGUGCGUUUCAGCCCCCUCCUCACAGCUGCAGUGCUGGGAACCCAGCAGGAGGAUGUUGAUGAGGUGGUGCAGAAACUCCUGGAGCUGGUGCCGAUGAUGUCAGCCACAAUGAACUUAAGACAGGACUUCAGGGAGGAGACCCACCGCCACGCACCGUCACUCACAUACAUAGAGGAGCUGAGCUGGCCUGGUCUGGGAGCCUUUCGGUAUGAAUCCCAGGCUGAAGGAGCAGAUGAGGGCAGGAGGAAACAGGAGCAGAAGAAAGUCAACGAUGCACUGCUGACGAAACUACAAGAGCUUGACACAGACAUCGUUUUCUCCACUGGCCCUGAGUUUGUGAUGGAAGAAAACUGCAUCUUUGUGGGCAUGGUGACAGAUGAUGUUGAUGUGUCAGAGCUGGUGGACACAAUAUCUACACUGGGAAGAGACAUAGAGGAAAGCGGAAGGAUACUGGAGAACAUGACAGAGCGUGUGAGGAAGGGCAUCCUGGAGGCAGAGCUGCAGCUGCAGAAGGCCAACGAGGACAAACUCCUGGAGGAGGGAAUGCUGAGACAGCUUCCUGUGGUCGGCUCUGUGCUGAAUUGGUUUUCUCCAGUUGAAAGCUCCAUAAAGGGAAGGACUUUUAACCUGGCAGCAGGUUCUCUGGAUUCCACAGACGUGACUUACUCCACCAAAGUCCAGGCAGGCAGGACGUCCCUCCAAGACACCCCCAUCCUUUCAGCUAAGAGACUGUCAGGUCAGAGGUUAUUUCGGCGCCCAGGUGCGGGUUCUGACUCGAUGAGUGAGACCAGCUCCGUCGGACCAGCUGACGAGUCAUCCAGAGAGGAGAGCUUCACCGUGAGCCCCAACAUCCACCCUUCCAUGUCCAUGUCUCCACCCGAGACAGCGGAGCAUGCCGAGGCCUGCUUCAGACCACCAGGUCUCCAUGGGAACCCAGAGCAGGUAGAGGCUGAGCAGGAGAGGCAGCCUGAAGGCCAAGAGGUUGAUCUGAGUGGGAGAUAGGUCCACUGCAUGUCCAUGUGUUCUCCAUCCGUCCUGCACACACAGCCAGUCUAACAUGUGCUAAACUGAGACACUUGGAGUCCAGCCUCUGCAGAAGGCCACCUGGGCAGCUUUUAUCUCUCAUUUCAAUGUUUCAGGAUGCCAAAACAACCCAACCAGUCCCUCUGUGUGACUCACUGUGAACUCAGAUCAGUGCAUUUCUACCAGUCUUCCUCUCUUCUGCCUUUACCUCUCUGUUGGUAAAGACACUUGGUGGCUUUUGGGUUGGAGAUGUAGGCUCAUCACACAUGGAACUGUUUCGAAGACUUUCCAAUAAACACCCAAGUUGACAUGUUUAGAUUGGGCCAUUUUCAUCUCUGAUACAUCAACAUAAAUAUUUGCAUCUAUGAACAGAAGGAUAGAAUGAUUUACUUCACAUAAAAUGAUGAUGUCCUUGUAAAACCUGGACCACCAGAUCAGUCCGACAGAAUCACUGAGGAAAGGUAAUUUGCAUGUUUACAUCCACUCAUCAUGGGUUAUUAUUGUUGUUCAUUCAUUUAUUUGAGUCCUCCUUUUUCCAGGGUUGUGUAAUUAUGCAACAAACAACUUCAGCUUGGAAUUUAUUGCAGACUUUCUCCAAUCCACACAGCCUCUAGGACAGCGGUCCCCAACCUUUUUAGUCGCGCGGACCGGUCAGCCCUUCUCAAUUUUGCUGCGGACCGGGUGGGGGUGGUGGGUGGGCGCGCAUGCUCAUUCUCCUGCAAGUUGGCUCAAUUUUGACGCGCAAGACGUAACCGGUAAAAUCCGGUUUAGGAUUUUCAAAAUAGAAGAUCCGGAAGUAGUUCAUUAUUUCUUGCGCGGCCCGGUGGUUGGGGACCACUGCUCUAGGAUGUACAUACAUACUAGUUCAGAAAUAGUAUACGACUAGUGUUAACCUGUAAUCCUCCAUAGAUUCUUCAUUGCUCUGGAAGUCAGUCUGUCCAGAGGUGCUGAGGGAAUUUUUUCUUUUUUGUCAUACUUGUAAAAAGUAAAUAUAGGUUAUUAAGCUUCAGCUUUGUCUAGAUCAGAGGUCUUCUUGAACCUUCACCGCCACAAGUUGAGGUGAAUUUGUCUACAUCCCCCUAAAACCCAGUGUGGAUAAGAGAAAAUCUACAAUAAAUCCAUUAUUUUCCGUCCGAUUCCUGUUUUUAAAAAUGUUGGCAGUUAAUUUUAUCAAAAUUCUGCCUUGGAAAAAAAUAAGUGAAUCGUUAAAACACCCAAAUUCAGAUCAAUCCCCUGCCCACAAUGAUUAGUUCUAAACUUGUGACCACUACUCUAGUCAUUUAUAAAGUCAUAAUCCAUGACAAAUAAUAGGCUCAUGCAAAAUGAAUGAUAGAAUGCAGCAUUACAUUGACAUACAUGUAAUGUUUUAAAAAAGUUCUGUUAUAUUUCUAUAGAACCUUCUGAGCUAUAAUAAUUAACAUGCAUAUUUGUAACUAAAAAAUAGCAGUAGAAAAUAAUAAAUUGAAUUUAGUAAUGAAAGGUGAAACCUGAAGAACAAGCUUGAGUUUGACAGAAUUCUAAUGUUAUAAUAUUUUCAUGAACAGGAAUGUAGAUCAGACACUCCACAUUUCUACUGUUACUGUCGGCCGUUAUCCCAUGUGGUUGGAUCCAUGAAAACUGAAAAACUUCAAAACAGACAUUUUGUGUUUCAAAAUGUUCGUAUUUACCAAGCAAGUUCAUAUUUAUUCAGUGUAGAAGUGCAUUCAUGAGAAUAUUUGUUAUGACAACUACUGAUAUCAGAAAUGAGCUGUUGAAGUUGCACAUAUUUAAUGUAAAAAUAACUUUUAACACCAAAACAGCUUAGAGAAAUCAAAUCAAAUUCUCUUUACAGCUGCAGAAGUGGCUAGAUUCAAAGAACUUGACUUUUCCUUAGUGUUUUUUAAUAAUUUUUUUAUUAAUCUCACCAGGGAGCAUUACUAGAUUUUUUUACUACUCUGAGGGAUAUUUUUCUUUGCCAAGAUAUUUGCCAAGAUAUUUUAUAUAAGUAGUGUGUGAAGAACCGGCAUUAUGGAAUGGUUUGGGUGUUUGUGCUUUAUUGAUUUUUUUUUGUUUUUUGGGGGCGGGGGCUUGGUCGUAUUUUUGAACAGUUGAGUUGAUUAUGCUAAACGUUUGAAGUCUUUUGUUUGGUCCUCAAGGCUGCUUUAUUGCAAGCGUGUGCACUUUAAUGAGGAUUCUGACAAACUAACCUGUUUUCCAUGACACACGUUCAGUACCAUGCAGAAAUAUUCAUACCCUUUGAACAACAUGACCUUUUUGAAACAUUACAAUCUCAACUUUAAAUGUCUUUUAUAGGAAUUUUAUGUGGUAGACCAACCAAUAGUUCAUUAUACGGAAAAAGAAACAAAACAAUGCAUUUGAUUAUAAAAAAAACCCCAAAAAACUCUACAAUUCUCUGUGUUGGUCUCUUACAGAAAAUCCCUACAAAAGCCAUAAAUGUUAGUAAUCUCACCAUGGUAAAGAUUCGGGUUGUGAAUAGUUUUGGACAGGACUGCACGCUGGUCGUCCCACCCCUCAGCAUGGACUACUGGAGAGCUAGCGCUGCUGGUAGGACAGGGAUGGAUGUGCUGUUGGAGUGGGGCUGCUGCACUGGCAUUAAGUUUCUAAUUUCAGAAAUUUCUUCCUGAAUGUGUUCUCUAUUCCUCUGAUGCAAACUUUUGUUUCAGUUAAGGUAUCUUAAAAGUGAUAGGCUGGUUGUUUUGAGGUGGGACUAUAUGACCUACUUUCAAGCUGUCCUUACUGGCAACAAGCAUUGUUCAGCUAGUGUGAUGAGGACUUACUGUGAUGAAAUCUUAACAAAAUGACAUUAACAUCUACUUAAUGGUUAUUAUUAUUUCCCAUGCCAGGUGGAAACUUGACUAGGAGUGAACAUUGGCUGUUACAAUGUUGAUUUAAAGGCCCAGUUUGGGUUUUCUGAGAUUGAGAGGCCGUGUGCUUCCUGUUGAGUCAGUCCAACUGCAGGACUUGGACUAAAACAGAAGAUUCUGACAACUUGAAGCAACCUUAAAUGGUUGCUGAUCAUUUUGUACGUUUUGGUUAUUUUGUGUCCGUUUGAAAGGAAAAGAAAAAAAAAAGCUGUCUGCCGUCGAACGCUUUGCAUGAAUUGUAUAUCUAUUCCAACCCAUCGUAGAAAAUUUUUUCAGUUUUGACAAGCAGUGGUUUCCACUAACCUCAUAAUCAGACUACUCUGUAAGCAAAAUGCGGUUGUUUAUCAGCAGUGGAUUUGCUCCGGGUUAUUUUGGGUUUAAACAGUCAGAAUCUGGUAUAUUUGAAAAUCAAUGACCCAAACAGAAUACCUUGUCGAAGGAGAAUACUGUUUGUUAUAAAGUUUCAUUGAAACCCCAAAUUAUUCACACCCCUGGCAAAUUUGGAUUUAAAAUUAUUUUCAUUCAACUUCUAGGCUGCUUAAGUCAGCCUAAUUCUGUGGUCACUUAAGAUGAAAGUCAUCUUGUCCUGGAGAACACUAAAAAUAAUAAUCCGUGUGCAAAAGUUGCAAACAUGACCUGAUAGUUUUUGAUGAUUAGCUUUGCACAGUUAAAAAAUCAUAAAAUGGUAGGGGUAAAAGGGAAUCUGUUCAUAGUUGCCUAUUACAGAUAAGAUAUUGACUGCUCAUCACUUCUCCACAAAACCAUAUCACAAGAAAUACGGUUUCUUUAAAUGUGUUUGCAUUGUUGUGCCUCAUUGUAAACUUUGUAUGAGAGGAAACUCUCAGAAUGAAGAGCUGAAACUCUAAUCUCCAAACAGUGAGGAUGAAGGUUCCACCAGAGUUGCACAUCUUCUGUAGAUAAUUAUUUUACUACUGGUUUGUUGUUUUUUUUCUUAUGGUGUAAAUGAAGCAGAAUUUCCUUAAUGAUUCUUUCUGUAAUGGGAUUCUAAUGCAAUAUAAAAAUGAUAAAAUUUUUAACUUGA
This is a messenger RNA of Xiphophorus maculatus (southern platyfish), 6544 nucleotides long. It is a transcript of the gene pdxdc1, whose product is annotated as pyridoxal dependent decarboxylase domain containing 1. Gene Ontology annotation, cellular component: intracellular membrane-bounded organelle. Gene Ontology annotation, biological process: carboxylic acid metabolic process. The coding region runs from base 275 to 2617 and encodes 780 amino acids. The record is from RefSeq and is a predicted model, not a curated record. NCBI's taxonomy places the organism in Eukaryota, Metazoa, Chordata, Actinopteri, Cyprinodontiformes, Poeciliidae. The transcript has 23 exons. Gene Ontology annotation, molecular function: pyridoxal phosphate binding; carbon-carbon lyase activity.